CGCCUCGCCGCCGCCGCCGUCGUGGCCUGCCGGCCUCCGAUGGCGAAGACCCGCAUGCCUGCGUCCCCACCCCCCGCAGAAACGCCGACUCCGCAGCGGCGGCGCAAGAAGAAGGGCCGCCCGUCCCUCCUCGACCUCCAGCGCCGCAGCCUCCGCCUCCAGGCCCAAAACCCUAGCCCCGACCCCUCGCCCACCCGCCGGGAGCCCAACCCCUUCGACGACGAUGAGGACGGGACCGGGAGCGGGCGGCGGCGCCAGAAGCGCUUCAAGAGCGUCCUAUCCGGCGUUGUUAAGGAGGAGCUGGGGGAGGGGGAGAAGGAUGCCGCGAAAGCGACGGGGAAAGGGGACGCUGCGUCGGAUGGUGGGCCCGCGGGGACUCCCCUCCCAGACAAAAAGUUGCUACUCUUCAUCCUCGAUAGGCUCCAGAAGAAGGAUACUUAUGGAGUUUUCUCGGAGCCUGUCGACGCAGAGGAGCUUCCAGAUUACUUUGACAUUAUUGAUCAUCCGAUGGACUUCUCAACGAUCCGUGAGAAGCUGUUGAAUGACUCGUAUUCUAAGUUGGAACAGUUUGAGGCCCUCAGGCGAAGGAGCCCAUAGGAGAAGGGGUCCUCGCCAAGGACAACAUUCGCUAACCGGAGGUCUACAAGCGAAGGGGUCUACGACCCAACGGGCGACGACAACUUGUCAGCAAAACCCGAGGCCUUCGCCAUCUCAUCGACUGAAGGACCAUCCGGCCGGGCGCAACCGGAGGGAGCGAAAAUGCGAAGGCUGUUGGAGCGGAGGCUACGUGUUGACCCCAAACACCUCUAGUGCACCAGAAGACACCGCCAAGGGCCCACCCGUCAGCGUAGCGUGAUGAUGUAUUUCUACUCACAUCAAAUGCCAUGUCUUACAAUUCAGCAGACACAAUCUACUUCCGGCAGGCACGGUCUAUUGAAGCUCUUGCCAAAAAGGAUUUUGAGAACUUGAGGCAACCCAGCGAUGAAGAAGAACCCAAGCCACCAGCUCGAAGAGGUAGGCCACCAAAGAAUCCGAAGAUGGAGGGUGAUGCGUCACCAGACCUAUCCAAUAUGAAAACAAGCAAACCUGAAGACAGUAUCGAUACAUUCAGGAAAAAAUCAACUGGAGAUAUAACUCGAAAUACAAAUACUACGAUGAAAGAGCCAUCCAGUUUUCACAGUAUGCUUGGUUCUUUUAGUGCAAAAAGAGCAGAUAAAAUCGGUGAUUAUUCAGGUUCAUCCAAGUGGGGAAAGAAACCUGUUGGUGUAGAUGAUGACCGCAGAAGUACAUAUGAUCAGCACUAUUCAUGUAAUAGCUCUCUGUUUGCUGCCCUGGACGACGGGAGGAAACUACUAGUGCCAGUAGGGGUUCAGCAGCAACAUGCAUAUGCUAGGAGCUUGGCACGAUUUGCAUCAAAAUUGGGCCCAGUUGGCUGGGAUGUGACAGCAAAUCGUAUCAGAAGGGCACUACCCCCUGGGACAAGUUUUGGCCCAGGGUGGGUUGUAGAUGGUGAACCACCUCAAAACUCUCAGCGGGGUCCUGUCGCAUCAACCGACCCCUCCUCUGAAUCCACUGAUCCACCCAAUAUGCCAUCCAAGAAUGAUGUACUCCACCAGAAGUGUGGGCUGUCUUCAAAUGGGUACGUUACUGGUGAGGAGCAUUUAACUAGAACUCAAACAGUGGCUUCUACAUCAGCGAGCUCUGAAAUUUCCAGCAAAGUAAACAAGCUUGAGAAUGGGGUUACCAAAUCAUGUGGUGGUAUGGGCAAUACGGGAUCAGCAGGGCCUCCAAUGCAGCAGCUCUGCCUACGCGGUCCAGAAAUCCGUUCUAACAUCAAUGGCUUUCCUGCUAUGUCAAACGCCACGAGUCAGUAUGCCGGGCAAGGUUUGUUUGGAUCAGGCAUCCCUAUGACACACGCCCAAGUGCUGGGGAUGUUUUCUGGAAUGAACGGCAAAGCCAAUGGCUAUGUCCAUAGGCACCCAGUGGCUGCUGAUAGUCUUAAAACAGCAGCGCAGAACGGAGAUGUCGGAAAGGCAGCUGUCAACCCUGUGCAAGGUGCAGGUCAUGAUCCAAAGAUUGCCAACGGUAAUAGUUCUGCUCACCCAGGCUUAAAUUCCGGUGUCCAGUCGUCAGGUUCCCCACCUAGGCGAACGCUGGCAAACCCAAAGCACCCUGAUCUGGCCUUGCAGCUAUGAGGUAGCCAUUGACAUAGUUUGCCUUAGUACUGUGAUCUGUGACAGAGGCAUGAGUUCAACACUGCUUCGUCCGGUACCUUGCCAAGCGGAGCACGAGACCGAUCGAAGAGGUAAGAAGUGUUUGGUUUGUCGUCAGAGAGAGGGGUGGCGGCAGCGGGACAUCGUGUAGGGUCCCUCGAUUUAAUUGAUCAUUUGACCCCCUGUGAGUUGUUUGUAAAAGGGUAGGGUAGCUUCUGUACAGGUUCUAAUCUUACUGGAGAUGAUAAUGCUUCGGAUGAAGGCAGCGCCCGCUGUCCAGCUUGUAACAUUAUUGAUAGUAGAAAGAAGAGGAGGGAAGCAUACAGGCG
Messenger RNA from Zea mays, 2542 nucleotides. Its product is annotated as DNA binding protein. Lineage: Eukaryota; Viridiplantae; Streptophyta; Magnoliopsida; Poales; Poaceae. Gene Ontology annotation, molecular function: protein binding. The transcript has 10 exons. The coding region runs from base 885 to 2195 and encodes 436 amino acids. The record is from RefSeq and is marked validated.